AUGCCCCUCACACCCGAGGAAACCGCCCUCGUCGAUGCCGCCACCUCAAUUAUAACCAGCAUCCCCAUCUCAGAUACCUACAGCGUCGCCAGCGCCGCGCGAUCUACCGACGGCCGCAUCUUCACCGGCGUCAACGUCUUCCACUUCACCGGCGGUCCAUGCGCCGAGCUCGUCGUUCUGGGGUCUGCUGCAGCGGCUGGAGCCACGCAGUUAACGCAUAUCGUUGCAGUCGCGAAUGAAAACCGAGGCAUCCUCAGCCCGUGUGGACGCUGCCGGCAGACGCUGAUUGAUUUGCAGCCGGGGAUUAAGGUUAUUGUGCUUGAUCGGGGGGAGCCCAGGGGUGUGCGCGUGGAGGAGUUGUUGCCGUUUGCGUAUUUUGCGGAUUGA
Molecule: messenger RNA, 387 nt
Organism: Aspergillus lentulus
Lineage: Eukaryota; Fungi; Ascomycota; Eurotiomycetes; Eurotiales; Aspergillaceae
Product: cytidine deaminase family protein
Cellular component (GO): cytosol
Molecular function (GO): cytidine deaminase activity; zinc ion binding
Source: RefSeq, a predicted model, not a curated record